Archocentrus centrarchus (flier cichlid) is the source of this 5607-nucleotide messenger RNA. It is a transcript of the gene opcml, whose product is annotated as opioid binding protein/cell adhesion molecule-like. Lineage: Eukaryota; Metazoa; Chordata; Actinopteri; Cichliformes; Cichlidae. The record is from RefSeq and is a predicted model, not a curated record. The transcript has 7 exons. The coding region runs from base 481 to 1512 and encodes 343 amino acids.
GCUGUGCACUAAACGACAGAGAAGAUACUGAAGCCAAUUCAGCCUUUUGUGUUGAGUAUUUUCGUUUUCUCACCCAGACGACAGUAAGAAAAGAGAACACCGAGGGAGAGCAGGAAAAAAUAUACAAGGAGCCUUGGCUGAUGCAUCUGUGCAGGAGCAUCCAUUUCACGGCGGUUACAGUUUAAAUCUGAGGAGACGGUGCGCAUUUCUUUGAGAAACACGGUGCUUUUCUCUCCCCCGAAGUCAGUUUCCUAGAGCGGCUGACGGACGGAAAGACACUUUUCCCCCUCUGCGGUUAUCUAUACGAACAGGAUUUCAUAACAAGGCUUUUCACUUGAAGCAAAACCAGGUCGAGCGCAGUUCCAGCAGCCUAUACUGCGUCUUGUUUGUGGAGUGGGAUUUUGCGGUCCGUAGCUCAAGACGCAAAAAGGAAUAUCAGACGUUUAAGUUUCCCUGGAAGUUGCGCAGUGACAGAAAAACAUGGGAAUUUGUGGCUAUCUGGCGAUGUCUGGGAAAUGCCUUGUCGUCAUCGGACUUAAAUUGUUAUUCCUUGUACCCGCAGGAGUUCCAACCAGGAGCGGAGAUUCUGUAUUAAAGGACAACAUCACCGUCAGACAGGGAGACAGCGCCGUCCUAAAAUGCAAUGUGGAUAGCAAAGUCUCACGAGUGGCAUGGCUCAAUCGCACCACUAUUCUAUUCGCAGGGACUGAGAAGUGGUCUCUGGAUCCUCGCGUCAUCUUGAUGGAAAACACAGCAGUGACAGAGUACAGCAUCAAAAUCCAAAACGUUGACGUCCACGAUGAAGGGCCCUAUGUAUGCUCUAUUCUAACAAACAAGAAACCACAGUCUACCAAAGUGCAUCUCAUUGUUCAAGUACCUGCCAGGAUCACUAACAUAUCAAAGGACGUCACAGUGAAUGAGGGCAGUACCGUCAAUCUUAUGUGCCUGGCAGUUGGUCGACCUGAGGCCAGCAUCAUAUGGAAGCAUCAUUCACCGAGGGGAACCCAUAAAUUUGUGACAGAGGGAGAACAUCUGGUGCUCACAGCCAUCACCAAAGACCAGUCAGGAUCCUACGAAUGCAUUGCAUCUAAUGACAUCUCAAGCCCUGAUGUCAGGACAGUGCAAGUCACCGUUAACUAUCCUCCUUUCAUUUCCAAAGCGAGGAGUACAGGUACUGCAGUUGGACAAAAAGGAGUCCUGCAAUGCGAAGCAUCUGCUGUCCCGAGGGCAGAUUUUGAGUGGUACAAAGAAGACCGCAGGGUCCUCAACGGACUAAACGGGGUAAAGAUAGAGAAUCAAGGGAAACAGUCAAUGCUUAUCUUUUUCAAUGUCUCAGAAGAAGACUAUGGGAACUACACUUGCGUUGCCAUGAACACCAUGGGAAUCACUAAUGCCAGUAUAAUACUUUACGGUCCUGGUGCAAUGCAUGAUGUGAACGGGGCUACUGUGCUACCCCAUUGCUCUGUAUGCCUCCUGCUGACUGUAACUUCAACCUACCUUGUCAAGUUCUAAUGUGAAAGGUUGCCACCUUGGAGCUUCUCUCAGAAUUGAACACCAAGAACAGACUUUUAGUCCAAAAAGAAGAAUGGAAACCCAAGAUUGUCAGUGGUUCACCCUUCGUUUUAUUUCUUCUUUUUGUUUCUAGCUUUGCAUCAGAGUCUGUUCUCUGUUGGCUCGUCAAGAGUGAGAAGCGUCAACUCGCAGAAGGGAAAAUUUUAAAUCAUGCACUAAUUUGAUGAUGGUAGAACUUCUGAGUUUGUGUCUCCCCAAACCUUUUUAUAUGUGAAAAGGGAAAAAGAAAAAAAUACAUGUAACUGUUGAUAGUUGACUGUUUAUUGCCCAAUAUUGAAGUGUACAUUCAGAUUAUUAUUAUUAUUAUUGUGUCAUGUCCUGUUCAAUAUCUGUACAAUAACAUUAAGCUUUUUUAGGUAAAUGACAAAAAAAGAGAAAAAAAUACAAUGUGAUUGUUGAAUUUUACUGUAUUUUUACAGUUGUAUGCAAAACUGAAUAAUUGAUCCUUCAUUAUAAACAGUUCAGAACAAUAAAUAGUACACCAUGGUUUCUCAGGCAAAGUCCUACACAUAGUGCAUCCAAAUUUAUUAUUUCCAUUGUAGUGUGUGUAAAAAAAAAUAUGUACAAAUAUGUACAGACAAUACCUGCACUGCUGUUUUUCAAAAUGCAUAAGCUUAUCAAAUGGCAUUUUUGAAAUACCCAAUCACAGUGUCAUAGCAGCUUCAUGGCAUAUUCAUACUGACAAUCUGAAAGGUGAUUUUCAGAUUGUGAAGAUUUCAGAUUGCAUGAAGUAUGAUUUAGGAGACGGUUAUUAUGCUGCUUUGUUUUCUGAAGUCACAAACACAAACAUGGCUUCAUGCCUGCAUGACAGACCCAGUGUUCAGUGUGCUGAUGGCAUCAUUAGUGUCCAGUUAGUAGGUAGUCUAAUCAGCAAUCUGACACUAACCUGAUGCUCAAAGUGCUGUGGCUAAUUUGCAAAGGUAAAUUCUAUUUUUUUAGAAUAUAUGUUCCAUAUCUUAGGAUGCUAUUUAAUUAUUUUUAUCACCCCACCCCCACAAAAAAUCAUAUGUUAGUUUAAAACACAGCAAGUGGCCGUUGUAGUCCCCUCUCUUCUUUGCUGAAGAUUUUUAUACAACCGACACCUUUGAUUCAGACUGAUACUAUACUUUUGCAAUGUGUCACUUUUUGCUAUGCAUAACAUAGCCACAUUUAGCAAAAACAAUAUGACAGUGAGUAAGAGCAAACAUCGGCAGUGUUAGUACUAGCAGUCCUAUUGGCAGUGCUGCUAGUGCUACCAAAUACUGUCAGUAAUAAAUGCCUGUACUGACAGUGUUUUAAUUUUCUAGCUCAGAUCUGGCCAGUGUGCACCCCACGGGCUGCACUCAGCCUUUUUGCUGUCCCCGACAGUGGGAAAUUAGCAUUCAAACAUAAAUAGGUAAAUAUCAUGCAGCCUGUCCCAUAUCAGCCACCAAAUACUGUUUGAUAAACUUCCCAUCAGAGAAUGGCUUACUGUUUUUUUGUGAUUUUGAGGGAAAACACAAUGCAACUUUAUUGCUUUUAUUUUGAAGGUGACUACUAUAUUUUUAAAUUUAUGUACAGAAGUGUGUGCAAGCAAAUCCCGCUUCAUUGUAAAUACAUGGGAACUGACGUUUAUUAGACACAUAGUUUGCUAGCUCUGAAAUAUGUGAACUCCAACUCCAAAAAGAAAGACUGAUGCAGAAUGUAGAGCUUAUAACAAGACAUGAACUUUUGAGUAUUUAUUAUUCCAAUAUGAACAAGGACUUUUGCCAAGCUUCACAUAUCUGGGAAUGGAGCAGUCAAGACCAGCUUUGUGAUUUCCCACAAAAAAGCCAGUAAGCCAUCAUCCACUGGGGAGUUUAUCAAAGGGUUUUUGGUGGUGCUGCAGCAAUAUGUAGUAAUAUGCAAUAAUAUGCAACGAAACAUUUGAGAAUGUGUCCCUUUCCAGGGAAACUGUAAAAAGACAAAUCAAGCACACUGGGAAAUCUGGAGCUUCAGUUGGAAAAACAAAGAAGAGAAUUUUGACUUUUUCUCUUGAUUCUGGACAAGAGCUCUACUGUCCAUGACACAGCCCAGUACUUCAUUUUUGUACAUGGGAUAAUGAAGCAGUUUGAGAUUAUGAAGGAGCUGUCAGAAAUGCACUCACUGAAAGGGGGGGUAAGUGCUUGGAUAGGCCUGGGCUGAAAUGGAACAAGUUGGCAGGUGUUACAACCAAUGGCUCUCCAAAUCUGACAGGAAAAAAUGUCAGACCUCUGAAGCAGAUGCAUAAGUAUAAGUGACUGAAAUGAACCCAGAACUGAAAUUGGUAUUUUUGCCUUGUAUUAUACACCAGGAGGUGUUGUGUAAGUCAGUGCUAAAAAUUAAUAAUGUUGUUGAUGUUAUAACUAAAAUAGUUAACUUCAUCAGGGCUAGAGCACUUUUGACUGACAACUGGCAGAACAUUUCAAGUUAGUUUCACUGCUGGAUUUUUAUCCUGCUCACAAAGAGGAGAACUUUCCACUCACAAGGACACAUGCUAUCUUUGGAGCUACAUGUGACGCAAUGAGAUUUAACAAAUCCACAUACAGAUCCCCUCUGUUUGUUGCCGUUUGCAUUUCCACCUCACUCUGAACCUGACUUUAAUGCACUUGUUCAAGCCCAGAACAAACUAGGUUUUUCUCACAGAACAAGAAAAAAGAACUGAAACACUAUAGAUGAAGUAAUUAAACUAAAAGUGAAAUCACAAUAGCAGUUUGCUAAAAGUUAAAAGUCUUUGAAAUUUUACAAAAAACGUGCACAUUUUCUUCAGAAUUGCUUCUGGGAAUGUUGAUUAAAUAUUGAUAAAACGUUGGCAUUUUUACUAUUCCUCUUUCACAUUCUCAUUGCUUAAUUGAAACAUCUACUCCUGCCAGUAGCAGUUUACAAAGAGAAAAAAAGUUGAGUUCAGCUUAUUGGUGCAGCCCUCCACAGUGGUCCUUACUGGAGGUCUCACACGUUGAAGAUCAAAGUAUUAGAAUUAUACAUUUACACUGCACUUAUUUAUUAUGAUAUGGUGAAAAAACUAUUGUUUUCUUCUGUUUAAAAAUUUGAAUAAAUUUUCUGCUCCAUUUCACAUCAGAUAAUGCAACCACAAAAAGCCAGCUUGAAUGAAUGUUCCAUGUAGCUGCUAUGAAGCUUUCUUCAGGUGUUGUGAAUGUGUGCUUUUAACCUGGUUUGCCCUGAGAUAAAUGGCGGAUGCUGCUCUGAACACUGCAGGAGUAACAGGUUGAUCCGUAAUAGGUGGAUAAAAUUUUCAAGAAGAGUUUUCAGUCUAAUUCUGACAGAAAAUACUUAGAGCACAAGUGACUGCUAAUGUGAUGUUUUUUAUUUCUUUGUUUUUUUAAACUAUCCAGUUCACUCCUGUGCAUACCUAUGAGUAACAAAUGUGUUGACGACAAAAGGGAAGAAUCUAUGUAUGUUAGAAUGCUCUUUUUUGUACUCAUGUUAAAGUUCUGUGCUCGUGAUGAUGGUGAAACAGUCAGCCCUCACAGGAUGUGAUUUCCCCUUUUUUAGGGGUUUGCAAAAAAAAAAAACAAACAAAAAAAAAACACACACACAAGUGAGAUACAGAUGCCUGCAAAACUACAGUUUAGGGGUUACUGUCAAACUUUCUAACCCAGAUAGAACAUGAACAUGAUAAAUAUUGAUGUCAGUAAGCUUGAAUCAAUUUGUUUAAAAUCCUUAUUAAAAGAUAACUGAUACAGGAGUCUACUUAAGAUGUAUUUUUGCAUGACACCAUGACAACAGUACAGAUUUGUUUUUAUGGUUUAAAGAUUUUACGCUUAUGCACCACAUUAUCAAUAUACUUACUCAAUGCGUAAUUCUCUGAGAAAUUUAAGAGUUGCGGUAAUCAAAAAUCAUGUUAAUUCCUAAAUUUUUUUUUUUCCUCAGUUUAUUUUACAGUGUGCAAUCCCGCUGACCGUUGCAUUGUUUACCUAUCUGAUAUGUUUUCUGACCUUACUGGAGGUUGAGCAUACAGUAGUCACUGUUGUGGUAUAUAGUCAUCAUAUCAUUUGGUUGAGAGAUUGCAAAAUUGUCCAUAAACUGGUUAAAUGUGAA